This is a messenger RNA of Adineta ricciae, 525 nucleotides long. The record is from the annotation of a GenBank genome assembly. NCBI's taxonomy places the organism in Eukaryota, Metazoa, Rotifera, Eurotatoria, Adinetida, Adinetidae.
AUGAUGACAGGUCCAGUUAUCAUCGAAAUAACGUCACCCGUUUCUGCCAAUCGAGACGUUUCAGAACCUAACGGAAAUCCUCUAUCGUAUUCAGAUUCUGAAUCUGAAUUGAUUGAUCUCACUUCUUCUACAAUAGUAGAAAAUUCCAAUCAAGUUCAACCGAUAUCUACCAUUGUAGAACCAAGUCGUAUUUCAAUCAAUGCACAUUUUUUNACGGAUAUUAUUAGUACAACACCACCCGCUAUUGGUGAUUUAAAUAAUGAUGGUCAUUUAGAUAUUGUCGUUCCCAGCGCACGGCCUGAUUACAUAAAUAUAUUAAUUGGGCAUGGUGAUGGGAUAUUUAUAGCACAACAUAUAUUUGUGCCCGGAACUUCUUAUAAUGAUCCGAGUACCAAGAUAAUUGUUCAUGAUUUUAAUGGUGAUAGUUGCCAAGAUCUCAUCGUUUCAACUUAUUUUACUAGCAAUUUGGAUAUUCUUUUGAAUACUUGCGACUGUUCAGUAUCUGGAAUCUCCAGGAAUAAUUAA